AUGAUAAUUUUAGUCAAAACACAAACAGCUUUAAAUGCUUUUUCCUCACUUGUGGUCAUCAUCAUCAAGUUUUCUUAUUUCUUUGGUUUUGACAGUGACCGCUCAGUUAUUCGAUUACUUGAUAGAAAUAUUCAAACACGUGAAAAUCGACCGUCAACAAAUACAGCUGUUCGAAUACGUACAGCAGAUAUUCUAGGUUCAAAUGAAUAUUGUGAAUUAGAAAAGCAUAACAAACAUUUAUCACCUAGAAUAACUAAUUUAAGAGCUGCUUGA
Messenger RNA from Rotaria sp. Silwood1, 273 nucleotides. Lineage: Eukaryota; Metazoa; Rotifera; Eurotatoria; Philodinida; Philodinidae. The record is from the annotation of a GenBank genome assembly.